Molecule: messenger RNA, 1859 nt
Organism: Arachis stenosperma
Lineage: Eukaryota; Viridiplantae; Streptophyta; Magnoliopsida; Fabales; Fabaceae
Product: beta-ketoacyl-[acyl-carrier-protein] synthase III A, chloroplastic-like
Exons: 8
Coding region: 293-1498 (401 amino acids)
Biological process (GO): fatty acid biosynthetic process
Cellular component (GO): chloroplast
Molecular function (GO): 3-oxoacyl-[acyl-carrier-protein] synthase activity
Source: RefSeq, a predicted model, not a curated record
GGAGUUUCCACAAAUUGGAUUGCUGUAAUCGCACAAAUUUGUUCGGAGCUGCCUAAGACUAAGGCCAUUGUUUUUCGGUUUUUCCUGCACCCCCUCCGUCAUUUUCUUCCCUCUCUGUCUCUCAUGGCCUUGGUUCUUCCCCUUUGCACUAUGUUUACAUCCUCAUUCUUCUCUGCCAUAUAAUAUUCACAUAUAUAGAUUUGUUGUAAUCUCAUUCUCAAUCAAAUUUGAAACCCAAUAUCUAUAAAUAUAGUCCUUAUAUUAUAUUGUAUAGUAUAUACUUGUGUUGUAAAUGGCCAAUGCAUCUGCUUUCUUCACUCCUUCGGUUCCCAAGUUCGGAGAGACAGUUCCCCCUCUCAAUCUCAUAGCCAUUCAUCGAUUUCAACGAUUCUCCGCCAAAGUUGUUUGCUUUGGAACUAUCGAAGGAGCUGGCAAGCAUGCUUCCGCCGCUUCCCCUUCCCAAUCUCAGCUUCCCAGGCUUGUCGGUAAAGGUUGCAAGUUAGUUGGAUGCGGUUCUGCUGUGCCAACUCUUCAAAUUUCUAAUGACGACCUUUCAAAAAUGGUUGAUACUUCUGAUGAAUGGAUAUCUGUUCGCACUGGGAUUCGUAGGCGGCGAGUUCUUUCAGGCAGAGAUAAUUUGAUAGCUUUAGGGGUAGAUGCAUCUAGGAAAGCUCUUGAGAUGGCAAAUGUUGACCCUGAUGAUCUUGACCUUAUAUUGAUGUGCACGUCUACACCAGAGGAUCUAUUUGGUAGUGCUCCACAGAUACAAAAACAACUUGGCUGCAAAGCAAAUCCAUUGGCUUAUGACAUUACAGCUGCAUGUAGCGGAUUUGUGUUGGGCUUAAUAUCAGCUGCUUGUCACAUUAGGGGUGGUGGAUUUCGUAAUGUUCUUGUUAUUGGGGCUGAUGCUCUGUCAAGAUAUGUUGAUUGGACUGAUAGAGGGAGUUGUAUUCUCUUUGGGGAUGCGGCUGGUGCUGUGCUAGUACAGGCCUGUGAUACUGAGGAAGAUGGUCUAUUCGGUUUUGAUUUGCAUAGUGAUGGCAGUGGUCAAAGGCAUUUGAAUGCAUCCAUUAAAGAACACGAGACAAAUACAGCUUUGGAUUCAAAUGGAUCUGUGUUAGACUUUCCUCCUAGGAAGUCCUCGUAUUCAUUCAUUCAAAUGAAUGGCAAGGAAGUCUUUCGCUUUGCAGUAAGAUGUGUGCCUCAAUCAAUUGAAUCUGCCCUUCAAAAGGCUGGUCUCCCUGCAUCUAGCAUUGAUUGGUUACUUCUCCAUCAGGCAAACCAGAGGAUUAUUGAUGCAGUUGCUGCUCGCUUGGAGGUUCCCUCGGAACGGGUGAUAUCAAAUUUGGCUAAUUAUGGCAACACAAGUGCAGCUUCUAUUCCCUUAGCUUUAGAUGAAGCUGUUCGAAGUGGCAAGGUUAAGGCAGGGCAAACUAUUGCAGCUGCCGGCUUUGGUGCGGGUCUUACUUGGGGUUCAGCAAUUAUUCGAUGGGGCUGAGAGCUUGUCUUGGAUGGCAGGGACAGCAAACACAGGAGAAAGUGAGGUGCAGCUUCAGCUGCCCAAGUACCCCGCCCGAUCUCAAAAAUUUUUAGGAACGGGGUUUUUGGAAACUGCAGUGCAGAAAAGUAACAUGCAGCACUUCAUGAACUUAUUCUUUCUUUGUUUUUUGGUCUUAUUCAGAGUCGCCUUGGUCAGGUCUUCUUUCAUCAAGUACAAUUUUAUUUUUCAGAGGCAGGCAUGUAUUUGUCAUUCGAAUUGAUUGCAAACGAGGCUUACUAUAUGUUUCUAAGCGGGACAUGUAAAUAAAAAUGCGGCACUCAAAAGUGUCUGCAUGUUUGUACUUUGCACUAUAGUUUAA